Messenger RNA from Sinocyclocheilus grahami, 531 nucleotides. It is a transcript of the gene dnaaf6, whose product is annotated as dynein axonemal assembly factor 6. Gene Ontology annotation, cellular component: cytoplasm. NCBI's taxonomy places the organism in Eukaryota, Metazoa, Chordata, Actinopteri, Cypriniformes, Cyprinidae. The record is from RefSeq and is a predicted model, not a curated record. Gene Ontology annotation, biological process: axonemal dynein complex assembly; flagellated sperm motility. Gene Ontology annotation, molecular function: protein-folding chaperone binding; dynein intermediate chain binding. The transcript is spliced from 5 exons. The coding region runs from base 94 to 531 and encodes 145 amino acids.
GGCAGCGUAGCGACGCAUUAACAAACUAAGCACAAAGAAAGUUGAUAUAAAACUCACCUUCAUCUUCCAGUCCAAACUUAUCCAAUAACAGAGAUGGAGGGUCUCGCGUCCGUGCAUGAUCUCCAGGCGCUGUCCGCUCUUCUCUCCCCAAACCAUGAAGAUGAGGAAGAAGAUCUCCAGCAAGUGAAGCCCAUGGCGAGGAUGGGCCCGGGACAUAUUUCGGAAAAAAAGAGCAAAGAGGGUAGCACUGCCUAUGUGAAGAAGAACAGCAAAAACAUCUGGGAUGAGGAUGAAGUGACUGAGGGAGCACAUUUUGAUGACCUCAACGACCCACAGCCACAGCCAGAGUACGAGAUUGUGCUGAAACAGUCUGUUGGGACUGAAGAUUUGUUUCUUGGCUUGAGUAGAAAGGACCCCUCAUCCAUGUGUUUGCACAAACAGGAGGGGAAUGCCAGAUUCAUUGUGGAGAGAGAAGAACUGGAGAUCACACUGCCCAUGAACAGACCAAUGGACUGCAUCCACCUGACCUGA